This is a messenger RNA of Trichosporon asahii var. asahii CBS 2479, 2106 nucleotides long. RefSeq lists its product as uncharacterized. NCBI's taxonomy places the organism in Eukaryota, Fungi, Basidiomycota, Tremellomycetes, Trichosporonales, Trichosporonaceae. The transcript is spliced from 3 exons. The record is from RefSeq and is a predicted model, not a curated record. Bases 1 to 2106 code for a protein of 701 amino acids.
AUGGUUGCGUUUCAGCACGACUUCCCGCCGCCAACUUCGCUCGAAGAGCUGUUCCGAAGACAGGAUGAUGAAUCCUUCGGAGACCAGUGUGUCCAGUGUAACGGACCACCGAAAGACAUGUGCCAGAAGUGCACCAAGAAGGAGAGCUGUCAGGUCGUCAUUCGAACAUGCUCUACCUGUCCCUACCAGCACUGUGUGGCGAUUGAGGGCGCGAGCGACGGCGGUGUCAACCCCGGUGUCAUUGCUGGGCCCAUCAUCGGUGCAUUGGUGAUCGUCUCCAGUGUGUUGCUGUUUUGGUGGCUGAGGCGCAAGAAGAGACGCGACCUCGCACGUCUUGAGGACCUCGCCGAGCGCGCGCGCAAGGGCGAGUCGUCGGCGUUCCACAUCGCGACCGGAUCUUCGGGCCCGUCAUCACCCGUUACGUCGACGCGUCGGCAGUCGGCGCCCAUGAGCCAGACGUCGGGCGGAGGCGUUGCCGUUGCUGCUGCCGCAGCUGCCGGUGCCGGCGGCAAGGAAGCUCGCGAGGCGACGCGCCAGGCUGGCCCGCUUCCCAAUGUUCCCGCCGAUGCCGAGUACUACGACGCAAACGGGACGACCAUCCGUGUCUACGCGGGCAAGCGGGGCGUCAUCAACGCCGAUCCGAAUCACCCAGACAACGGUGGUUCCGGCGACCCCUUCGCGGAUUCGCGCUCCAUGUCCACCAACGGCGGCGACUCCAGCCACUCCACGAACGUCAUUCCCAUCCACUACGUCCCUGCUGGUCAGAUGGACGAGUCGCUUGCGCAGGUUCUCGCAAGCCACCGUGGCGGCAGCAACGAGCCUGCCGACCCGGCCGCUCAGCAGGCUGCAGCGGCUCGUACGCUCGAUCUCGCCCGUCAGAACCUCUGGCGACCGCGCCCUGGCCAGCCUGGCAUUGUCCCUCCGCCCCGCCCUGCCCGUUCACCCGACCUCGACCUUCGUCUCAACCCCGUGCGCCAGCCUUUGGGUGCGAUUGCCGAUGGUGGUUCUUCCGCUACCUCGAUCAACUCGCGCGACUCGAUUCACUCCAUGACUUCUGCCGCCCCUUCGUUCAUGUCUGGUCAAACUGCCGAUCUUCAUCUCGACGCGCCCAAGAUCAUCACGCGCCAGCAGGUGCACGUCGGCCGUCUCCAGGCUGCCGAGGUCGUGCAGUUUGGUGCUGGUGGCGUUCGCCCGAUCCCUGAGAACGACGCGGACACGGAUGAAUCGGGAACUUACGAAUCGGCUCCCGACCCCUUCACGAACCAGUCUGAGCUUCUCGACCCGCAGGCCGCAGGGGCUUCCCCUGGCGCUGGAUCCGCGACGACCUUUGGAGGCGGCAACGUUCACAGCGGUGGUCGCGCUGCGGCGAGCACGACGUCUCUCGGAUCUCGCCGCUUCGACGACGAUGGCAACACGACCGCACAGCCCAGCCCCACUGAUCUGCGCUUCUCCAUGGGAUCUCUCGCCUACGACCGUGCGUCCGUCUCCACGCACGGUUCGGGCAAGCACGGUCACUUCCUGUCGCCCAACGACCAGCCGCCCGUGCCGAGCAUUCCAUCAGAGUACGACCGCCCGCGUUUCCAGUCGAUCUCGUCGUUCAAGUCGACCGGCAGCGAUUCGCUCCUCGGCUCUUUCCCCAUCGUCCCUCCCGCACCGGGGCAGGCGACGCGGAUCCCCUCCACCGGUCUGCCGUUCAACUCGUCCACAGCCACGAUUGAGCAGACGGGCGACCACCAGCCGCACCGGACAGCGAGCCACCCGCCAGUAGCUGGCAGCAACCGGCGGCCAGUGACGGCGACAUCCUCGCAUAGCGUCGCUGACUCGUUCCUCGGACGCUUCCCCUUCGUCCCGCCGGGAGAGUCGCCGGACGCUGCAUCGGGCGGCGCCGCGCAGUCCUCGACGGAGCAGGCCGAGGGCGAGCGCAACCCCGGCCGUCUGACGCUGGGCAUGAGCAACGUCUCUGGGCUUGGAGACUUUGUCUUUAACUUUGACGGCCAGAACGCGCCCGAAGUGCCCCAGAUCCCGUCGCGCAACGCUACGCCGCCGCCGUCACAGACCGGCACGGAUGACCAGUCGACGCCGCGCGCGAACCGCUCCAGCUCAUAA